Mustela erminea (ermine) is the source of this 9936-nucleotide messenger RNA. RefSeq names its product INO80 complex subunit D (gene INO80D). Bases 622 to 3708 code for a protein of 1028 amino acids. The record is from RefSeq and is a predicted model, not a curated record. Lineage: Eukaryota; Metazoa; Chordata; Mammalia; Carnivora; Mustelidae. The transcript has 11 exons. Gene Ontology annotation, cellular component: nucleus.
CUGCCGCGCCCUGCCCCAGCACCCCGGGCCUCCCCGCGCCCCUCCGGCUCCCCCGGGGCCUCCGGGCGGGACGGCGGCGCUGCGGGGCCGGAUCGUGCGCCGGGCCGGGAGGCUCCCCGCGGGGCGGCAGGCCCGGGUUGCCGGGACGGGGGCGUCAGGGCCUAGGAGUGGGGAAUGGGCACCCUUCCGCCCCCUUGCCCUGGUCUCUCGCAGACGCCCCCAUCCCCCUCGAUUCCGGUAAUAGUUGAAUUUAUUUAUCCGUCUAUGCGCUCCGGGCGGCCAGGCCGGGGCGGGGCGGGCGGCCUGGCGGGCGUGGGGUGGGGUGGAGGGGCGGUGAGGAGUCAGGUGCAGCCGCGGCCCGGAAAGUUUCCUUUUAGGCCCGAAUUGGGGGUUGCCCUCCUUUCGGGGAGCCCUGGUCCUAGCGCCCGCGACCCCCGAGGGCGUGGGGGGAGAGCACUCGGCUAUUUUGCAACUCUUUGCCAGUUCCUGUCCAUUGAAGACAAUCUGCUUCAUCUUGAUUCUGCAGCAUUCCAAACUGUGGUAUCCUUGGGGUUCUCUUAACAUUGCUAUGGUGCAGAAGAUUUAAAAUCAGCUGAUGUUCACAAGGAAUAGAGUCACGUGAUGUAUGAAGGGAAACAUAUACACUUCUCUGAGGUUGACAAUAAGCCCUUGUGCUCAUAUAGCCCCAAACUGUGCAAGCAGCGGCGACUGAACGGGUACGCUUUCUGUAUCAGACACGUUCUGGAGGACAAGACUGCCCCCUUCAAGCAAUGUGAAUAUGUGGCCAAGUAUAACAGCCAACGUUGCACCAACCCCAUCCCCAAAUCAGAGGAUCGUAGGUACUGCAACAGCCACUUGCAGGUACUUGGCUUUAUCCCGAAAAAAGAGAGGAAGAAAAAGAAUGAUCCUAUAGAUGAGGUGAAGGUCAGGCACCAGAUGGAUACCAUGGCCUUUAGCCUGACGGUGCCCCCGUUGGCCUUGAAGAUGCCCAAUGGACUGGAUGGCAUGUCCCUCUCUCCACCCGGGGCUAGGGUCCCUCUCCACUACCUGGAAACCGAGUUGGAAGACCCAUUCGCUUUCAACGAGGAAGAUGACGACCUAAAGAAAGGGGCAACUGUGAGAAAGAAGUUGCAGAGCAAGUUGGCCCAGAAUCGGCAGCGCCAGAGAGAGACCGAGAUUUUGAAAGUCCGACAAGAGCACUUUAGUCCCCCUCCUGCGCCCUCACAGCAGCAGCCCCCGCAGCAGCACUCCCGCCUGUCCCCUUUAUCCACUUUGAAACCUCCAGCGCCACCGCCACCGCAGGGUUUAGUCUGCAAGUCGCCUCCACCUCCGAACACCAGCCUACCAAUGCAGGGAGUGGCCCCCACCACGCACACUAUAGCACAAGCAAGGCAGUGGUCCCACAAGAGGCCGCUGCCCCUCCUGCCAUCCAGUAGGGCUCCCACCGCGGACCCGCCCAGGACUGACCGGGUCCUCAUGAAAGCCACAGCCUUCUCGCCACACUUCUCCUGUAUAAGUCGCCUGCAGAGACUGGUGAAACUGUGCACCCAGAAACAUCAGCUGGACACUGAUCUGUUUCCCCAUUUAGGGUUGGACUGGUCGGAAGAGAGCGGAGAGGAGCCAGAGGACUCAGAGCAGGCCUCACCGUACCGGGUGGCGUGGUCCAUCCGAGAAACCCUCAGAUACGAGAGACAUACGUCCGAUGACGAUGAUACGGAGAGUAGGAGCUCCAGGGUGACCCAACUUUGCACUUACUUUCAGCAGAAAUAUAAGCACCUCUGCCGCCUGGAGCGGGCAGAAUCUCGUCAAAAGAAAUGCCGGCACACGUUUAGGAAAGCUUUGCUGCAGGCGGCCAGCCGCGAACCGGAGUGCACCGGCCAGCUGAUGCAGGAGCUGCAGCGGGCUGCGUGCGGCCGGACCAGCAUGAGCCGGACCAAGUUGAGGGCAAUAGAGCCAGCCGCAUGCAGUGGAACCGUGAAGGGUGAACGAUGCCCGAACAAAGCCCUUCCAUUCACCAGACACUGUUUCCAGCAUAUCCUCUUGAACCGCUCUCAGCAGCUUUUCUCAAGUUGCACAGCCAAGUUUGCAGACGGACAGCAGUGCUCUGUGCCCGUGUUCGACAUUACACACCAGACCCCGCUGUGUGAAGAACAUGCCAAAAAAAUGGAUAAUUUCUUGAGAGGAGAUAGCUCCCGUAAAGUUCAGCACCAGCAGCAGAGGAAACCCAGGAAAAAAACCAAGCCUCCUGCACUUACCAAAAAACACAAGAAGAAGAGAAGGCGUGGACCUCGUCGACCCCAAAAACCCAUCCCCCCUGCAGUACCCCAAGGGAACCUCAGCAUGCCCACCAGCGUCUCACUGCCAGUGGAGGCUGUUCAGAUCCGGAGCCCGUCCACGCCAGAGCUGAGUGCUGAUGAGUUGCCGGAUGACAUUGCCAAUGAGAUCACUGACAUUCCACAUGACUUGGAAUUGAACCAGGAGGACUUUUCAGACGUCCUGCCACGGCUACCUGAUGACUUACAAGAUUUUGAUUUUUUUGAAGGAAAGAAUGGAGACCUCCUUCCGACUACCGAAGAGGCCGAGGAACUCGAACGGGCCUUGCAGGCUGUAACUUCUCUUGAGUGCCUGAGUACCAUUGGGGUACUUACCCAGUCAGACGGUGUGCCAGUCCAGGAGUUGUCCGAUCGAGGAAUAGGGGUGUUCUCCACAGGUAGUGGAGCUUCAGGAAUUCAGUCCCUGAGCCGAGAAGUGAACACGGACCUAGGGGAGCUAUUGAAUGGGCGCAUAGUACAUGAUAAUUUUUCUAGUCUAGAGCUGGAUGAGAACCUGCUCCGUUCUGCUACCUUGUCUAACCCACCUACACCCCUGGCAGGGCAGAUCCAGGGGCAGUUCUCUGCCCCAGCCAACGUUGGCCUUACUUCUGCCACUCUGAUCAGCCAGAGUGCACUUGGGGAGAGAGCCUUCCCAGGACAGUUUCAUGGACUACACGACGGCAGCCAUGCCUCCCAGAGGCCACAUCCUGCCCAGCUGCUGAGCAAGGCAGAUGACCUAAUCACCUCACGACAGCAAUACAGCAGUGAUCAUUCACACUCCUCGCCCCAUGGAAGCCAUUACGACAGCGAGCACGUGCCGUCUCCCUACAGUGACCACAUCACCUCUCCCCACACGACGUCUUUCUCUGGUGAGAAUAUGGCAGCUACCUUUUCGGCAGAGAUGCCCAUCAUGGCGCAGCACUUGCUCCCAGCCCAACUCGAGGUGCCCCUUGGAGGAGUCGUCAACCCCAGAACUCACUGGGGCAGUCUCCCUGUCAACCUCGGAGAGCCCUCUCCGUUCAGCAACCUUCUCGGCGCGGAUGGCCAUCUCCUCUCCACUUCCCUCUCCACGCCGCCCACCACGUCGAACUCAGAGACCACACAGCCUGCCUUCGCCACUGUGACCCCCAGCAGCUCCAGCGUGCUCCCGGGGUUACCGCAGACCAGCUUCAGUGGCAUGGGGCCUUCUGCUGAACUCAUGGCCUCCACCUCCCCCAAGCAGCAGCUCCCUCAGUUCAGCGCAGCCUUCGGCCACCAGCUGAGUUCUCACAGUGGCAUCCCUAAGGACCUGCAGCCCAGCCACAGCUCGAUAGCCCCUCCUACAGGCUUCACAGUAACAGGUGCCACAGCUACAAGUACCAAUAAUGCGUCCUCUCCCUUUCCCUCCCCUAACUGAGCGUGUCUGUGUGUGUGCAGGCAGGCGGGGAGCCUGGUGUUUUCUAUCUUCGUUUCCUGUGUAUCAUCCCUCUCCCCCUUUUCCUAACGGAGAUUUUAAAAAUAACAGAUGGGGACUACAGGGGGACUCCCUUUUCCGGUUCAGCAAGUCGGCCUGCGGCGGACCUCGCUUCAGUGUUCCCGUGUGCCCCUUCGCACUGGUGCUCAUCCCCUCCUGGCAGGUUCACCCUCCCCCGAUGGUUUCCUUCGUGGCUCAGCACAGUGACUGGAUAGAAUCGAUUUUUAGCAGCAAGUCCUAGAAGUGGAAGAUACCUCAGAUUACCAGUGCCCUUUACUAUUUCCUAGUAUUCAGAUCAAUGAUUUCCAUUCUGUGACCAGGUCUUGACGGAGGUGGUUCUAGAGAGAAUGGUCCUAUUCACUGAGUUCCCGUGUAAGCGAUAGCAGAUGGUGCGUGGGGGGCGGGUCGGGGCUCUGACCCAGCACCACCUGCUAGACACCACAUGAGGCCAGGAUUCCAUUCCGAAUUGUGAUCAUGUUCAAUUAAAAAGAAAAAAAAAUUAGUCUUUUGACCGCCUGUGUGUGUGUGUGUGUGUGUGUGUGUGUGCGUGCGCGCGCCCGUGUGUGUCUGUGCAGGGCAGGAAGCAGCUGUCCCGUUGUUGUUGUUGUUGUUGUUUUGUUUUUUUUCCUAAAGAGGAUAAGGCUCUGACUUCUCCUUUCCCACAUCUCAGAACCCCCAUCGGGUCAGUCAUUCUUUCCCCCUGAAUUAGUGAGGUCUCCCGCGUGUAGAGAGUGGCAAGCUGAUGAUGCGAAUUGCACAACCCCGUUGUGCUCGGUGAUCGGGGAACGCAAAAAGCCGAAUUCACUUCGGGGCUGUGGGGACAUCACAGCCAGCUCACGUGCACCGACCACGCGGUUGCCGAGAUUCCAUGGUCUGGUGGUCACUUGGCCUUUUUAGACGCGCAUUUGGUUUCUCCGUCCCUCUCUCACGGAGGACCUUCCCAAGGUGUAAUUACAAAAAGACCACAUUUUGAUGUGAAGAGCAGGACAGGUCAGCUAGGUUUGGAAAGAUGGGAUCUCUGAACUCCUUGGUGUGUCUUUUCCUUUUGGCUUUUUCAUGUUUACAGUAAUGGUUCUUCGGUAAGAUUUGUAACUUGUCGGCGACACUUGUAGAAUCAAUGUACCAGUUGUGAAGUGAUGUGUAAUAUCUGAAGGAUACACAUUUUAAAGUUUCUUUCAAAGCAGAAUAUGGAAUACCCACCCUUUGGUACUUUUAAAAUAAUUGAAGUACUUAGGUUUAACUUUGGGGAAUUUUUUUUUUUUAAGUACCAGAAUUUUAGGGUUCAAAAAUCAUAUUGGUAGUUUAGUAAGUUGGUGACUAUGAAAUAAAUCUGUGAGGUUUCUUUUUACCUGCCUUGUCCCUGGCCCCGGCCCCGGCCCCGUCCCCCAGGGUGGAACUAGAUUCUAAAGGCGUCUGUGCUCUGCUUUUGCUGAGAAGCCUCACUGUCCCCUGAGAUACCAUUGGCUGUUUAUACCCGAGUCUAGUCUAAUUUACAUAUAUAUAUUUUAAAAGAUGAGUAGAGAGAACAUAUCUAUUAAUGAUGUGAUAUAAUAAUUCAUUUGUCAGGGAAUAUCUGAUCUUAAUUCCUUUUCAAUAGGUAAAGAUUUGGAUGUAUUUUCCUACUUCCUAUAUGUAAUCUCUUUAUGCCAUGCUAAUUCUAACCAGUCCCUUCUUUUGAAAGCUUUUCUUUCUCUGCUUUUUAAAGGAAUAAUGGUGAUCGGCAGGCAUUAUGCAGAUACGACGUGCCUGAGAUUAUGGAGGGGGAAAUGUCACAUGACUGUAUGAAAUCAUUAUAUGCCCUAUUUUGUAUUUAUUGACGUUUUCUUUUUGUGGGCCAAAAAUACAUUUGUAAUAUAUUUAGGUUUUUUUUUUUUAAUCAUGAUAAUUGAUUGGAAGAUUUAUUUUUGAAUAGCUUUGCCUUUUUUGCAGAUUGAGAAAUUUCUAAAUUAUAAAUUAUGUCACAAAGCAAAAUUAUAUUUGGUAUCACCAUAAAUUUCUAUUCUGAAUGGUGAGGACAGAUAAUUUGAGUAUUUCUCACCUGUGAACCUAUGUUAGUAAGCUUUUUUAUUUUAAUGUACUGUAAUGGAAUGAUUACGAGUAGUUACCUCUGCUCAGAAGUUGGUUUUCCUCCACUCUUUCCCUUCCUGUUCUCAGCAUCCCUAGAUAACCAUCCUGUUCCCAGCAGUCCGAUCUAGUCUCCGUUGUGUACUAAUUCAAGGUUGUAACAGAGCAGCACACCGACUGUCUUAACCUACCAGCCCUUCUCUGACAGCAAAGGGAACGUUUUGGGUAGUCGGUUCGAACUUCUCUGGCUCUUCGUCUCUCGUGGUAGCUGCUUAAAACUCUUCAGUUAUCAAAACUGAGUUUGCAGUAAGUUGCACAUUUUCUUGUUUGCAAUUUUCUGUUUUAUGUGCAUUGAAAAGCCCUUUCCUGCUUUCUAGUAAGGAGGCAUGAAAUGAUCAGGAAUGUUGCCAGUUUCAGCUUCACACCAAAAACUUCGAGUCAGUUCAUUUUUGUUUAGAUGCCCACAGGGAUAGCUGAAGAAGGGGCUCCCGUAGGAAGUACCACUGUAGGUUUGAGGAAUUAGCAAAAAAACAAAUUUGUCUUCUCAUUUUAUCUCCUUCAAAACCAGCAUCCCAGCUUGCAAUUUGCUUUGCUCUCGCGGCUUCUUGUGAGUCCCUUUUCGGAAGAGAGAAGAACAUCCUGUGAACCCAGAGAUAACCUGUUAACGUUUUUCUUUUAGCAAAUGUGGGGCAAUUCUAGUCUGUUGUUAGUAGGUUUGCUGUUCAUGUGUAGAGAAAGGAAUGAAGUGUCUUUCACUCUGGAAAUACGAAAAUUCGUGUCUUUAAGUAGCACUUACGCCUAUCGUAAGGCAGUACUGGAAUCGCAAACAAAAUUCACAGGAGGUCCUGGUUUGGUGGAAACUAGCUUGUAUGCUAGUGUGAAAUUCAGGAGAAAUAGUGGCAGAGAAGUUCACUCCAUAUCUGUAGUUCUUUGGGACCAUAUAUAAAGGCCAGUUAGAUUGUGUUAAUGUGAUUUACUUACACAGUUGCUGCAGUUUCAUAGAUACACUCUGUGCUCGGAGAAUCUGAAUUCCAUUCUAAGGAAUGAUACUGGCUGUGAUCUUAGAGCAUUGAAGAAGUGUUUUUCUCUCCUUUACUCUCUCUACAUAAUAGUUAAUAUUAUUUUAAUUAAAGUACUUAAGACAUUGAUUUUUUCCUCUGUAAAAAUGGCUUAGAAAUUUGCACAUCUGCGUAGGUUAUGUAGCUAGUAAACAAUUCACAAUAGUAAACAGCAUUUACACUUAACCCACCAAAUGACAGACUAUGCAAUGGAAAAAUUUUGUAAUUAUUGUCACAUAGCUUAUAAGGUGAAGGAUUUUUUUUUUCCUCUAGUAACCUACCAUGUGAGAUAGAACUGCUUUAUAAAUGACUUCCUGAGCAAUUUCAUGCUGGCAGGCACUGCAUUGUGUCUAGUGUCCCUCCACGAGAAGAUGAUAAUUUAAUGAGAAGCAAAUAGUAGAGAUGGAGAUAAAGUUGGAAAAUGUGUGUGUGUGUGUGUGCGCGUGCGUGUGCGCGUGUGUUUCUUUUCCUUAAAAUUGUAGUUAUCGUCUCGAGUGGCAUCAGGCUAAAGAAAGUGAAUACUUUAUCCUUGCCAAAUAAUUAUUUAUAAGAUUUAUUUCUUCAAUAAGCCCAGUCUCAACUGCAAGCUAAGAAUCCUCACUUUCUGUGACUUAACACUAAAGCUUUUCCUUAUCCGAGCUCACUCGCAGUCCAUGAUCCCAACCCAGAGGCAAAGACCGUGCUUUGAUUUGGACGGAAACGGUGUCUGUGAUCCAUCCCCAUGCCCAGUUUGUAAGCUUUCUUCUUACGUGAAAGAAUUUAUGUUACUCUUGACCUAUACUGUUCAGUUUUGUUUUGGUUUUAUAUUUUAAGUAGGCUUCACGCCCAGCGUGGGGCUUGAACUCACAACCCUGAGUUCAAAAGUCACAUGCUCUACCGGCUGAACCAGCCACAUACCCCGGUACCAUUCAGUUUGUAUCAGUUGGCCCUAGACUUGGAGCCUGUGUAGGUAACUCCCAUCAGAGUUACCUAGGGAGGCAAGGGACAUUGCCCUCGCGUCACGGGGGUGGUGAUGGCGGUCAUGGUAGGCUGCGUCGGCAGUGUUCUUGUGAGCUGGUCGAGCGCCUUUUCUCCAUGUUCUGUAGGUGGUUGUGGAUUGGGAUUGCACAAAGAUGAGGCUAUUCUUAACACUAAACUAAUUAUUUAAUAGGUUUGGAAUUCAUUUAAAAAAUAUCUAGGUAUCUAGUUUCCAGAUUCUUCAACCUCUUUCUUUUUAGCCUUUUAACAUUCUACUAAAUUCUGUUUUUAAUCUGGUAUAUAUAGAUUAAUCUAAUACAGUGGUCUUCUCCACGGUCAGCAGAACUGUGCGGGUGAAAGAGGCGAUUUCAAAGAUCCCUUGGAAGAAAAUGUGGUCAUACUGAAUAGUCUUCAUCUGUAUCUCUUUCAUCACCAACACCUACAUCAUUCCAAGGAUCUAUUCCUGAUGAGAAAUACAUUUCUUGGGGGUGAGGUGGGAGGUGGACAUAUAUGUGUGACAGAACAUAGUUUUUUUUUCUUUUUCCCUCCCACAGUACAUUGAAAAUACGGACUCGUCACUGGCAUUCUGUAGAAAGGUGAAAGAAUGACAUCUUAGUAUCUGGAGCCUUGUGAGCUUUCCAGUAUCCUAUUCUGGAGGGAACCAGAAUCCAUGCUUAGUAGACUAAAGUAACAUUUUAAAUGCUAUCUUUGAUUUGAAAUAGAUUUGAAAAAUCUAUUUUAUUUUGAAAAAGAUGUGAAAUAAAAUACCAGUGAAGAACCUAUUUGAGUAUCUGUCUGUUAAGCAUUUCCCCCUGACCAAUAAGUUAGGGAAAAAAACCCUAAAAUACAAGUGAGUAAUUAUGUCUCCUAAUAGCCAGUGUCAUUAACGCAAAAAUCGUGGGGCCGACUUGGAGAGCCUCAUUUCUGUAGCAAAAAGUCUCCCUUCAGCUCUAAUUUCUUUUCGCUUCCCUCUCUCUGCGCUGUGAUACAGAGCCACGAAAGGACAGGUGGCAUUUCAGAGAGAGCAAAUUUGGUAUGACUUUCUUUAGCGGAAACCAGGUUCCCAUAUCUUGGGAAUGUUUGACUACUUGAGUGGCGGAGUUUGGGGGAAUCUAAAAUUGAGUCUGAAAAACAAUGUUGUAAGAGAAAAGCUUCCUAACUCUUGGUAACCUUUGUCGGGCAGCCCAGCUCCCCAUCCCCUUUCCCUCCUGCCUGCGGCCUCAGUGCCCACCCCCCCGUCCCCCCACCCAGGUCCUCACGUCUGCACACACACCCCUGACCUGCCCUGAUCCUGGCCUAAGAGUAAUAGAAGCUGCCUCUUUCACUUGUUUUGUUUCGUUUGUUUCUGUUUGUUUUUUUGUUUUUGUUUAUUUUUGAGCUGGGGACCACUGAUGUAAGCUCUGUGUGCACCCAGAGUUCCCCUUGGAAAGAUGUUCACCAUUCAGUGCAGCGAAAUGCCACACCAUUGCUUUUGCUUGGGGGAAUAGACUGAUUUGCCCUGAACUGACUCCACCCGGUGUCGCUAAGGCCCCGUCGGCUCCAGCAGCAGAUGCGUGUGCAAGUGAUGGGACGUUGGAUGCUUGGGACGUGGUCUUCAUCUGCUCAGAAGGGUUGAAAUCAGUCUCUCUUCACAGUCAUUGUUCUUUUCACUGUAUAGUGUUGAGUAUGUCUCAGGGAUUCCUUGUGGAAAUUAGGGCAGUUUUUAAAAUAAGAAAAUAGUUUUAAAAGUAACUAAAGGUGACUCAUCAUUGAAGAGAGCGCAAGAAAGAGAAAACGUUUGGUUCCAUAGCCCACCGUGUCUCGCGUAGGAUUUUCCCUUGCUCCUUCAGCCUCUCCUCUCCGCUUCAGCAAACAGAAUCCUUUCCCAUCACGCACAGCUUUAAAAGUUUUAUUUAAAAGUUUCCUUCCCCGAUGAGCUUUCAGAAUACUUAUUGUAGAUUUUAAGAGAAAAGGUAUAUUAAUUUAUACUAUUAACAUCACCUCAUAAAUUAUAAGUUUUAUACUAAAGCUGUAUUGAGUGUAAUGAAUUACGUUGCCUAUGUGUUUUAAUAGCUGAAAAAAUUAUAUAUGAGCUUUUUUUUUUUUUUUUUUU